Molecule: messenger RNA, 1818 nt
Organism: Vigna umbellata (rice bean)
Lineage: Eukaryota; Viridiplantae; Streptophyta; Magnoliopsida; Fabales; Fabaceae
Gene: CRSH
Product: Ca2+-activated RelA/spot-like protein
Biological process (GO): guanosine tetraphosphate metabolic process
Molecular function (GO): calcium ion binding
Source: RefSeq, a predicted model, not a curated record
AAAUAUUGUUGUUGUCGGGGUCAUCGUGGUCAUCGUGGUGGAGAAGAGAGAGAGAUGUGAAUUGAAUGGAGUCGUUACAGUGGGUGGCUCUCCAUUACCCCAUUCGCCACGCCCUUUCCAAACGCACCGUUUCCCUUCCACCAGCUCACUUGCUCUCCGUUAUGCUCCGUCGCCGGAGAGGGAGCGGCGGCGAGGUGCGGUGGUGGGGUACGAGGGCGUGCGCGGUGGAGGUGCCGGAGGGAGGGAAGAUGGUGAUGGAGUUGGUGGGAGCGUUCAACGAGUUGACGGAGAGAAUGAACGUGUUGUCGACUAGCUCCUCUCGUCUUCUGUUCAAGUGCCUCAAACUCUCCAUCCCCAUCCUUCAAGCUUCCCCUCUCUCUCCCGACGGCCGCUCCCCUCUCUCCAAGGCCCUGUCCGUCGCCAUGCUCCUCGCCGAUCUCCAAAUGGAUGCUGAAGUUAUCUCUGCCGGGAUAUUGAGAGAGGUGUUGGAAGCAGGCCAGUUGAGCAUACACGAAAUCCGGAAUCAGAUUGGUUUGGCCACUGCUCUUUUGCUUCACGAGAGUUUGCGUGUGAACAAUAUUCCAUCCAGAAUAGAUGUGGUGGAUGAUGACAAUGCUGCUGCAUUGAGAAAGUUCUGCCUCACUUACUAUGACAUCAGGGCUUUGAUCCUGGACCUGGCUUUGAAGCUUGACACGAUGAGACACCUUGAUUAUCUGCUCAGAUAUCAGCAGCAGAUAAUUUCUUUGCAGGUUAUGAAGAUAUAUGCCCCUCUUGCUCAUGCAGUGGGAACUACCAACUUGUCACUGGAAUUGGAAGAUCUCUCGUUUCAGUAUUUGUUUCCUUAUUCAUAUCUUUAUGUUGAUGCGUGGUUGCGAAGUCAUGAGACUGGGGGUGUAUCUCUUAUUGACAUCUACAAGGAGGAACUUCUCCAGACUCUGAAGGCUGAUCCCUUGCUCUCAGAACUUUUGGAUGAUAUAUCGGUUGAAGGUCGAUAUAAGAGUCGUUAUAGCACCAUGAAGAAGCUGCUGAGGGAUGGUAGGAAGCCAGAAGAUGUGAAUGAUGUGCUUGGGAUGCGAGUGAUAUUGAAUCCUAAGGGUGGAGAGAAUGCGUCAGAGGCUGGAGAGAGAGCAUGCUAUAGGUCUCAUCAGAUAAUCCAAUCUAUGUGGAAGGAAAUUCCUUAUCGGACAAAGGACUAUAUUGCCAGGCCAAAAGCAAAUGGGUAUAAAAGUUUGCAUAUGGCAGUUGAUGUGAGUGAAAAUGGUAAGAUCAGACCGUUGAUGGAAAUACAGAUAAGAACAACUGAAAUGGACAGGUUAGCAGUUGGUGGAACAGCAGCCCAUUCGUUAUAUAAGGCUGGUCUUACCGAUCCUGAGGAGGCGAAGCGUCUGAAGACCAUCAUGCUGGCUGCGGCUGAAUUGGCUGCUCUGCGCCUUAAAGAUUUUCCAGGUACAAAUCAUAAGGGGACUGAGACUGAUCAGAGGGAUAGAGUUUUUCGCCUUCUUGACAAGAAUGGAGAUGGUAAAAUUAGCAUUGAGGAGCUUACAGAAGUAAUGGAAGAGCUCGGGGCUCCAGGAGAAGAUGCCCGAGAAAUGAUGCAGCUCCUUGACUCAAACAGUGAUGGCUCCCUCAGCUGUGACGAAUUUCAUAUGUUCCAAGAACAGGUUGAGUUGGUGCGUAAUCUAGAAGCCCGAGAUGAUCAAUACAAGAAAAUAUUGGAUGUGAAGCUUCGUAUGUCAGAUGAGAGUGGUUUAAUUCAGGUUUAUAAUAAGGAGUUUGGCAACAGGCUUGUGAGCUAGUGCUGCUGCUGCAUUUAUUUGA